AUUUAGUUAGAGCCUUUAGCAUCAUCCUUCGAGCCAUCAUCGAUCAUCUCCAAACAAUCAUUCUAACAUACCGCAGGUUGGACGGCCAGUAUACGUAAUUCCUUUCACCGUAUAACCCAGUGCCCUGUAUGUUUUCAAUACAUCGGUUGGGCAUAAUCAGUGAUUGCAGUACUAUAUCGUACCUAUAAAAUGAGUCAGUCGGACUCCUUUGCAGAGCACUCCUCAGCGCUUCUGUCACCGCCCACUUCCAGAGGAGGACACUCUGAUGCUAGUGAUUCAGAGGCUAGCAAGCCACUCGCAUUCAAGCAGCCGCCUCCAGAAAUAUUACUAGAUAUACUUGAAUUCGCACUUCCUCCCACAGUCUUUCUGGAUGCAUCCUUGGCUUGCGGACCUUUGUCUGCCUGGUGUCUGGCGCAACGAACCAAGAAAUCUUUAAUUCUCGUCUGCAAAUGUUGGCGGGAGAUCGGUACCCCUUUGCUAUACCGGAAAAUACAUUUUCGCCACAUCGGACAAGUCGCAGCACUUCUCAGUACUUUGCAGGGCAAUACGCGACUUGGUGAGAUGAUCAUGGAUAUCAAAAUGUCUUGCCAUGUGAUGUCCCAAUGCUUUGUGAUGUUCGAUGACGCCCUUCAACACAUCUUGGGGAUGAGCCCAAAUGCUACGCGAUUAUCACUAAGUAUGGGUAUCCGCGACCUUAUUGGUAUCCGCAACCUGUUGGUACCCUCUACACGUCAGUAUGACCUCCAGAAAUGCAAAAGUCUCACCAUCCUGUCUUUGUUCUUUGAUACCUGCGACAAGGAUUACGUCAAAUAUCUUACCCUCGAACACCUCCAGGAAUUUCAGAUUACCGUGAUAUGGUCCUAUCUCCACAAAUUAGAUUUCCUUGACGAAAUUGCCCGGAAUUGGAACCUGCCUUGCCUUUGCCGUUUCACGAUGUAUGAAUGGCGACCCAAACCAUCUCAGGUCUCACAGUACCUCAAAUUUUUGGAUGCACACAGCAAACGCCUGACGACACUUCCCAUCACUGCUCCCCUCGACCGCGAGUACGCUGUUGAGCCUCUUCUGCACUCACAAUCCGUUCAGUCGGUUCUAGACCGCUGCCACGCCCUGGAGCACCUUGCAUUAUUCCCACUUAUGACUGAAUUCGUGGGCUCUCAUGAACCCCUUCUGGACACGCAAAAUAUUCAAAUACUUCCAGACCACUGUUCCUCACCUAUGCAUGGGAGAUCUUUGUCGCACAAGACUUUGCGGUGGAUGGAUAUUCGGGCAACGUGGCACCCUUCCGCCCCCGAUCCCAAUGUCAUACAGGUGUCAUGGAAGUCUCAGUGUUUUCCGCAACUCCAAGCCAUUAGGUUAUUGGAUUGGGCGCUGCUCAGAACUACAGGGCCUCGCCUCCACCUUGUCAUUCCUCCCGACUCGGUGCGGCACCACGAGACCCUGCAGUGGCAUUUUCCAGGGGUUCACGUGCAGCAUGAUGCAGGACAUAUAUAUAAGCGGGACAUGGAUUAUGUCUCGUCUUAUGGGGCCACUUGUGCUGGUUAUGAAUCAUUCCGAAACAUAGUCAACGCCGGCGUUGAUUCAAUGUCGAGGGACUUCGACUACGACAGUGAUGACGAGACUUUCGAGAGCGUCUCCUCGGCAUCAUUGAUUCAGCAUAUGACAGCGAGGAGGGAGAUCUAG
Messenger RNA from Suillus subaureus, 1680 nucleotides. RefSeq lists its product as uncharacterized. The record is from RefSeq and is a predicted model, not a curated record. Lineage: Eukaryota; Fungi; Basidiomycota; Agaricomycetes; Boletales; Suillaceae. The transcript has 4 exons. Bases 190 to 1680 code for a protein of 496 amino acids.